UCCCCUCCUGCGUGUUGCGCUAAUGGUUUAAUCCGGUCACUUCCUUGUUUUGUGGAAAAGUUUUAUUUUGGAAAGUCUCUGCUCUUUCUCGAUCAUGAAUUUGCGCUAAAUGGUUGGAAAAAAGGGUGUGAAAUGGACUUUAGGGAGAAGUUUCCCCUGCACUGGCUGGUGUGGGAAAACAACUACAGACAGCUGGAAAACCAAAUACGGACGCACAGUGUGGAGGACGUGGACCCGAGAGGACGAACCCCGCUGCAUUUAGCCGUGUCUUUGGGUCACCUGGAGUCGGUCCGAGUGCUGCUGAGACAUGGAGCUCAGGUCACCAAAGAGAACGCCAAGAACUGGACUGUGCUCCAGGAAGCGGUCAGUACCGGAGAUCCGGAGAUGGUGCAGCUGGUCCUGCAGCGGCGUGAUUACCUCAAAGCCUCCACGGCUCUGGCAGGAGUCCCCGAGUUACUGUGCAAGAUCCGAGAGUCUCCAGACUUCUACAUGGAGAUGAAGUGGGAGUUCACCAGCUGGAUCCCACUGGUGUCACGCGUGUGUCCGAGCGACGUGUGUCGUAUCUGGAAGAGCGGCACGAGCCUGCGAGUGGAUGCCACGCUACUCGGGUUUGAGAACAUGACGUGGAUCAGGGGGCGGCGGAGCUACAUCUUCAAUGGAGACGAGAGCUGCGCUGAGCUGAUGGAGGUGAACCAUGACGACGAGGUGGUGGACACGGAGCGCUUCGACAUCACGCGCGAGCUGGACGAGGUCACGCUUGACUCCAUGCAGCCUGACCAGCAGGAAGUGGCCAAGCGGCUGACCACACCCAUCGUCAACACCUUCCUCGACACCAAGGACAUCUCGUUCGAGAGGUGUAAAUCCGGGAUCUGGGGCUGGAGAACGGACCGAAAUGAAGUGGUGAACGGGUUUGAAGCGAAGGUGUUCUCCGUCAACAACGUGAACGUGGUGAUUCGAACGAGGACGGAGCACCUCACCGACGAAGAGAAGGCCAGAAUCAAAAGUGAGCGGAACGUUCUGGAGUCUUUUCUCGGGACAGUAGAGCAGCAGAUCAGUGCUCAGGGGGAUUUAACUCUAGAGUACGCGACGGCGACAAACCCGACAGCCAUCACUCCAGAGGAGUAUUUUAACCCGGACUUCGACCUGAAGGACCGAGACAUCGGCCGACCCAUCGAGCUCACCAUCAGAACCCAAAGAUUUAAGGGGACGUUGUGGAUGAGCGAGGAGCACCCCCUCUCUCUGGUGGAGCAGGUGACCCCCAUCAUCAACCUGAUGGCUCGCACCAGCACCCACUUCGCCCGUCUCCGAGACUUCAUCCAGCUCCGCUUCCCCCCGGGCUUCCCUGUCAAGAUUGAAAUCCCGCUGUUCCACGUGCUCAACGCUCGCAUCACGUUCGGAAACGUGAACAAGUGCAGCACGGAGGAGCCCGCCGACGCGAGCCAGUCAGCCACUACACCUUCACCGACGGAGGAAAAGGAAAGCGAGAGCAGUGAAGCUUCAGGUGCCACUCCGUUCCAAGUGUCCCCCUCUGUUUUCAUGGUUCCUGCUCACUACCACCAGCGCGGGGGCAGCAGACACACACACACACCCCACCCCUCCAACCACGACGAGGAGCUGCUGCAAUACGCCAUCCACCGGAGCCUGCUCGAUUCCAACGGCUUCAGCACACAGAACCCUUGGGGUGACUCGAAUGGCGUUUCGACACCCAGCAUGGUAGAAAGCAUAAGUGAUGGGAACGUCUCAGAAGGCGUCCUCGUGGACGUGAGCGAGACCACGCCCACCAGCACGGACUCCGCCUCCAGCCCGGACUCCGACCUCCGACUGGCCAUGGAGCUGUCAGCCCGAGCACAGGAGGAAGAGGAGAGGAGGCGAAAGGAAGAGGAGGAGGAGCUGGAGAGGAUUCUGCAACUCUCGCUUACGGAGAAAUGACCAAAAGAAAAGAGAGAGAGAGAUGAUGGAAGGACAAAAGGGAAAGUCCAUUUCCUGUUUUGCAGCUUCGGAUCUCGUCGAUGGCACACGACCUCCACUUCCUGUUCUGCCAUGUAUUAUAUCAUGUAUCGUUCUGUUACGCCGACAAACGAUCCGUUCGCUAAGAAAAGAAUCGUCGCUCGUAGCCUAACCUUAAGAACACACUUUCACUCGCAAUCUAAAGACCACAAAAGCUUUUUUUUUUUUUUUGAGUGAUAACACUUUCUGCUGUUAUUUUUCUGCCUUUCCUGAGACGACUCUGAGCUGCUUCACUGAGACUGUGAGAGAGUAACGUCUCUGAAAGGCCAAACACGGUGUCCGGGGGUGUGUGUGUGUGUAAGUCUUUAGGUCUGUGCGUUUGUGUGUCGUAUAAGUAUCAGAAUCGUAAAAAGCAAGCUCUGUCGAGUUUUACAUUAUCUCAGGGUUCUCAUGCGUUCCUUCUGCAACCUUGAAGACACAGAGGAGUUUUGAGACUAGAGAACGUUCCGGUAGCUCCUAAAAAACGACCACUUACAGCUCCAACCUCACACUUAGAUUAGAUGUGAAUUAGGCACGGGCCGAUGAUCCGUGAUGUACUCUGAUGCACGGUGUAGCUGUUUUAACUUCCCAGGAACUUGCCCGUUCCACAGACGGGUUCAAAUGUAACCACAAGCGGAAAAAAAAAAGUACGGCGUAGUUCAUUGACGAAUAAGAAUUGAUAACUUGCUGCAGUAUAAGAGGAAUAAAACGCUUUGGGACAUGCUGUUCUAGGAAAAGAAUCAUCUGUAGCUCGGCUUCAUCCCACGCUGAUUAUUUUACUCUAACAGCACGACACGCUGCGUUUUAUUCCUUAUUAAUUAAAUGCUGACGUUGCCUUGUUUUCUGCUUCUCAGAUGAAGUGCAUCCGUGAAGAUAAUGAAGAUGCAUCCGGUUUCUUCUUUUCGGUUCGGUUAAAAUCCCGUCUGAAGAGGAAGGAUUAUUGUUGGUAAUGUUAUAAAUCAGAAGUCUAGCUAAGGAUUAUAGUGUAAUAUCGGCACAUGUCUAUUUCCGACGCAAGCUAAUAUCAGCUGAUCGACUGUAGCGUGAAGUAGGGUCCUUUUUUAUUUUCCAGCAUAGUUAGCCUGUUUAGGACAUGCGCGCCUUGACUCCAAAAGCAAUACUGAAACCACCGUGCCUCUGCGAGUGACGCGGGACAGGAUUUACAGAUGUUCUGGCGUACACUUCAGCCUGAACUUUGCACCACAGCUUCAGGGUUUGGUGCUGAUUUCUAAAAACUUUGUGGUACAGUAUCGGAAAUUUCUGACAAAGCAUGUCCCAUGGCUUGAAAUUUCCAUCGACUUCCUGUUUGACAGCUGUCUUUUUUUUUUUUUUUUUUUGACGUUUUCUGGCCUUAUGAGACUCUACGGGUGUCUAGUUUCUAUCUAGAGCGUUGGCUUGGCGUGUUAAGAUCCAUCACUGUGAAGAGGUUUCCAACUUUCCCUGCGUCCCCAUGCUGUGUGUGAACCUGUCCGACUUCCCCACACCACUCACAACUGGCCACUCGCAGCACGAGAGAAGGACGAGAGUGGAAACAGGAACAACGUAGCUGGAGACUUGGGGUCAGUUUGAGAUUUUACAGUGCGUUACGUCGGCUCUCCGGGUCGUAGUCAGAGAUCGCAUCUUCAGUCCAAAAGUUACACCGGUAUUUACACAGGGAAAGUUUCUUGUAGUCAGAGUCUGGUUAUACACACCCUUAACUAGAUUCUGCUGUACACGGAUAUUAUUGAAUUCUCCUGCGAGUAGUUCAAGCCUAGAAACAUCCGAGAUGGGAUUUUUCAAUAGCGGGUACCUUUUUAAAAUCAGGGAUAGAAAAUGCAGGCUGAAGAAGGAAAUGGUAGGAUUUCCCUAACCCCACCCCCCUGCUGUCAAAUGUAAUAUGAUGUAAUGAAGUCGAGACGAUUGCUGCGUGACCUACUUGUAAUUAAUUAUUACCUACUUGUAAUUACCACAUUGGGCAGUGGUGUUAAGACGUUGGAUUAAUGAUCUGAAGGCCGUGAGUUCAGCUCCCAGCGCUGCCAAUCUGCCACUACUGGGCCCCUGAGCGAGGCCCUUAACCCUCCACUGCUCAGCUGUAUAAAUGAGAUAAAUGUAAGUCGCUCUGGAUCAGGGUGUCUGCCAAAUGCCGUAAAUGUAAAACGUGUUUCACAUGAAUCACUGUACAUUCGGUUGAAUUGAACAAAAUGGCUUCCGCGCUCAUGAUAUCAUUUUGCAUUAAAAUAAAAUUUCUAUACGCUUCUCCGACAGUUACUUGUUCGCAUGAUGUAAUCAACCUACGUGAUAAUAAAUCGAGGUCGCGCGCAGGACAUAGGCUAUUUUGUCGCGCUGUUGGUUUGUUUUGUUUUUUUCAUUCGCAAUUUUUGAUCGAUUAAUAAUAAUAAUGCCAAAUUCAGAAUGCGGCCCUCAGACUGGACGGAGCACGUUGCUACAUAAACGAAUAAAAUGUGAAUAAAAUAUGUUGUACUUUUGAUAUAUUAAAGAUUUUAUUGUUCAGGUUGAAGUGCUAUGUUUCGGUAAGGGGGAUCUGACCUCACUUAAACCAAAACCAUGAGGUGAAGACAACAAGGGGGUGGUGAUGACUGUAUCCGGAUUGUACGUAGCCGGAUUGUAGUGCGGAUUUUUAACUUCUACUGGUAUUGCAGCAAACAAGAAAGAGUAGCUCGCUCUCGCUCUCUCUCUCACACACACGCUUUGUUAGGAAAAGUGAAAAAUCCUUCAGCAGUGUGAAUGUAAGCAGUAUCCUUAUUUUAUAACAGAAGCAUUAUGAUUUUUUUUUCUGUAAUUAAACCAUACAACUCGACUGUGAUUGUCAACAGUGUACAAGUAGCGUUCAAGAACUUUUUUUUUCCCAUUUCUGAUGGUUUCUUGGGUUUCUAAAGGAACUAAUUGCCAAACAUAAUGCGUUUUUACCAUAUCAGGGUUUAUGGAUGGCUAAUUUUCACAGCUAAUCAACUGUUUUUAUGAGCUGAGCGUAUGAUAAACUAUAUAGUCUGAUGGAGGUGGACAAAAAAAAAACCUUUUCACUUAAUAAAAGCACUUUAUAUGACUUCAA
Ictalurus punctatus (channel catfish) is the source of this 5035-nucleotide messenger RNA. It is a transcript of the gene ankrd13a, whose product is annotated as ankyrin repeat domain 13A. The transcript has 16 exons. The record is from RefSeq and is a predicted model, not a curated record. NCBI's taxonomy places the organism in Eukaryota, Metazoa, Chordata, Actinopteri, Siluriformes, Ictaluridae. Gene Ontology annotation, molecular function: protein binding. Gene Ontology annotation, cellular component: cytoplasm. Bases 133 to 1929 code for a protein of 598 amino acids.